This is a messenger RNA of Entrophospora candida, 819 nucleotides long. Lineage: Eukaryota; Fungi; Glomeromycota; Glomeromycetes; Entrophosporales; Entrophosporaceae. The record is from the annotation of a GenBank genome assembly.
GAUGAUGAUAAAUAUAACAGUGAAUCAAAGGAUCCAAAUGUAAAAAAAUUUUGGAACCUAGCCAAGAACACAAUAAACAAUUACAAGUAUAUUGAAUAUUCACUCUUUAUUGAAGAACAAUCCCAAAAAUAUGGUAUAUCCAAGGAAACAAAGACAAAUUGUGUGUUCAAGAUGAAUCAAGCAAAAUUCAAUAUUUCUAAAUUAAAAUAUGAAGAUGUUAACAUUGUUGUAAAGGUUAUAGCAAACAACAUUAUGAAGAUAGAGUUGUUAGAAAAUGGUCCUCUGUUAUCCGGAAUUCUAGACAUGAGAUCAUUACAGAAAAACAUAAUAAAAGAAUUAAAAUUAUAUGAUAUUUGGAACAAAGUAAAUGAAAGCAUCAAGGUUAUUGAUCUUCCGGAAGGACUUGAAGAAAAUUUGGCUUCUAGUAUUAUAAGAAUAAAAAAUAUUCAAAUGUAUUCAAAACAUGAAGAAAUUCAUGAACCAACAUGGUCUCACAACUUGGCAAAUCCAAUAAUACAAUUAUUGUUUUAUAAUCUUCCUAAUAUGUCUUAUCAAUGCAACGAGAGAAAGAAACAAUGGAUGGAUGGUCCAUGGAAAAAACCAGAUAUUCAUGGUUUUAUAUUUGGAAAAUUCUUAAUAUGGGAAAUUUGCUAUGGCGAAAUUAGCAAUGGGCCAAGAAAAAGAAGUGCUAGCAACACUGAUCAUACACGAAAUGAUCAUAAUAAAUUAUUGAAAUUUCAAAGGAUGGUUGGGAAAAGAUGUUAUCUUAUUUCAGGAACAAACAGAUCAACACUGAAAAAUUUUUCAACAUUGAGAUGA